Messenger RNA from Prunus armeniaca (apricot), 552 nucleotides. Lineage: Eukaryota; Viridiplantae; Streptophyta; Magnoliopsida; Rosales; Rosaceae. The record is from the annotation of a GenBank genome assembly.
AUGUACAUAUCGGCGAAACAAUUGUUUGUCACACACAUAAAAUUCAAAUCCCGUGUUGAAGUACGUGGGAAGAUGAACAAGAUUAACUUGAUGACUUAUGGAGAUGGGGGAAUUUACAAGAAAGGCCUCCGGCUUCACGAUUUAAACCCUCAGCGGGCGAUACAGAGCAUAUCUAAGAAAUUCAAAUACAACAGAAGUACAGAUCAACUGAAAGGAAAAGGUGAAGGAGUCCCUACGAAGACUCAAGUUUCGAGAGCACCCGGUCCGGCUCGACUGUGGAGCUCAGUUGCUACUGGCUGGGGGCGCAAAACAGAAAAUUGGGAAACAAUCCAACCGGGGGAUUGUUUGACUAUUCCACAUGGCAGAGCCAUUCCUCAAUUCACCAUGUGUCUAGGGAACGAGCCGUCCAACUGGGGAACUAACUCUCAGCCAGUACGUACAGCCGAUACAGUCAAAGCUUGUACGCUUGAAAUACCAGUCCUACGCGCGCAGACUACCUCAAAUCCAGGGUCCACAGCAACAUCUCCUCAAGGAUGUCCUGAACUCAAAUAA